AUGCUGGGUCAGUAUCUACGCCAGUUUGGUCAGAAGCUGGUCCGCAGGAAGCCACCAUUCAGGGAGGAACCUGAGAGUCCCGAGACCCAUCCUCCGAACACCCUGGGCCUGGUGUGGAUAGGUUUGAACAACAUGUUGGGAGCUGGCAUAUACAUCCUGAUUGGAGGAGUGGCCAAAUUCGUAGCUGGACCAGCAAUCAUCCUUUCCUUAUUGGUGGCCGGUGUGACUACUGUGUUGUCUGGGCUCUGCUAUGUCGAGUUGGCAGCCAGAGUAAAACGACCUCUUACUGGGUAUUUUGUGAGCUAUGUCACGAUGGGACAACUGUAUGCCUUCAUCACUGGCUGGAACCUCUUACUGUAUUUAAUUGUUGCCACUGCCUGUAUAGCCCGGGCCUGGAGCUCCACCUUUGACAGCCUGAUUGGGAACCACAUCUCUGAGGCAUUAGGGGGAACUUUCUCUCUGCAAAUGCCCUACUUCCUGGCCUCAUUUCCAGACUUUCUUGCCCUGGGCCUGGUGCUGCUGCUCACAGGACUACUGGCUCUGGGAGUUUAUGAGUCAACCCUGAUUAGCAAAGUGUUCGCAGGCUUGAACAUUUUGGUUCUCAGCUUCAUCAUCAUCUCUGGCUUCAUUAAGGGAGACCUGCACAACUGGAAGCUCACAGAAGAGGACUAUACACUGGCUGCAGCUGGAGCUGAUGAUGCCUAUAGCUUGGGCCUUCUGGGUUCUGGAGGGUUUGUGCCUUUUGGCUUUGAUGGAAUUUUCCAGGGAGCAGCUACAUGUUUCUACGCAUUUGUUGGUUUUGCUCACAUUGUCAGAGCAGGGGAAAAAGCCAGCAACCCUCAGUGAUCCAUCCCUUUGGCUGUCGUGAUCUCCUUCUUCAUCUGCUUUUUGGUGUGUUUUGGUGUCUCGGCGGCCCUCACCCUCAUGGUGCCCUACUACCUGAUUCAGCUCGAGAGCCACUUGCCGCAGGCCUUCAUCUAUGUUGAGUGGGAGCCUGCCAAAUACGUCGUGGCUGUUGGCACCCUCUGCAUUCUUUCAUACAGCCUUCUGAGUAUCAUGUUUAUCAUGGCUCAGUUGACCUAUGCGAUGGCAAAGGAUGGGCUCCUUUUCCGGGGACUUGCCUGGAUCCCUGCCCCCACCGAUGCCCGAACCCCCAUCAUGGCCGUCUUGGUUCCUGGAGCUCUUGCAGCGGUCAUGGCGUUACUCUUCGACUUCACUGACCUGGUGGACCUCAUGUCACUUCGGUCCCUGCUGGCUUACUCCCUGGUGACAUUUUCUGUCCUUGUCCUCAGGUAUCAACUAGUCCAGAAUGGAAGCAAGAAGAAGAAAACAGCGGAGGAAAUUGAGAUGGAGCCUGAAGCUGAAGGAGGUCCUUUGGAAUCUGAACCUGAAGCAGGAAUCUCACGCAUUCUGAAGAGUCUAUGGUUCCCUCCCAGCACCAUCCCCACCCAGAGAUCCGGCCAGAUUGUCUAUGGAUGUGCCUCCCUGCUUGUUCUCCUGCUGACCAUUCUGAGCCUGAUCCUGGCCCAGUGGCCCAGCCAGGUGUUCUCUGGAGACCCCGUGCUCACAACAGUGGCUGUGCUGCUGCUGCUGCUCAUCACUGGGGUCACGGUCAUCAUGUGGAGGCAGCCCCAGGACCUCUCUCAUCUUAUCUUCAGGGUCCCUGCUUUGCCUGUCGUCUUCCUGGCGAGCACCUUUGUGAAUGUUUACUUGAUGAUACAGAUGACCACUCAGACCUGGGUUCAGUUUGGCAUCUGGACGGCGAUUGGAUUUGCCAUAUACUUUGGAUAUGGGAUCCGACACAGCCCAGAGAACAAUGGGACAUAGCCACCAGCCUCCACUUCCCAGUCUUAA
Dama dama (fallow deer) is the source of this 1854-nucleotide messenger RNA. RefSeq names its product cationic amino acid transporter 3-like. The transcript has 12 exons. Lineage: Eukaryota; Metazoa; Chordata; Mammalia; Artiodactyla; Cervidae. Gene Ontology annotation, biological process: amino acid transport; transmembrane transport. Gene Ontology annotation, cellular component: plasma membrane. The record is from RefSeq and is a predicted model, not a curated record. Gene Ontology annotation, molecular function: amino acid transmembrane transporter activity.